ACGUCGCGAGGUGGAAUUUCCCAGGUCACUUCCGCAAUAGUCUGGCAAUCAAAGACAAGAGGCCACUGCGAGCAGAAAGUUAAGAUGACCAUGUCUAGGAAGUGAGAGACGGCGAUGGAAGGUAAAGGUCCUUACCGCAUCUAUGAUCCAGGUGGGAGUGAGAUGAAGGCCAGAGAUGAGGCCGGAGGGGGAGUCAGCUAUCGACAGCUGCUGGAGGAGAACAGCAUCCUGAGGGAGCGGAUGAAGGGACUUAAGAGCUUAGGCGAUUUGCUGGAAGAGUCUCAGUCAGAGGCAUCAAGACUUCGACAGCGAGUGGAGGAACUUGUUCGAGAUAACGAAGCCCUCAAGUCCUCUAGCUUCGCUGCAAGUCUGUGUACAGGAGGACCCGUCCAGAUCGACACACAAAGUAAACCCUGUUUACAUACCACUGCAGAGCCGAAGGAAGAACAUACUAGCUGUAUAGGGAAGACACUGCAAUCUGAAAAGCCCAAUGAGGCCCUAGCAGAGUAUGAAGUUGUGAAUAUGGAGAAGAAGACUCCAGAUCCCUUGAUAGUAUGUACCAGAAACAAAGCUGGGUCAGUGGCAGGAGUAAUCCCUGUCCUGCCACAGGAGAACAUCGAGCUUGCGAGCCAGCUUAAGAGACUAGAGAGCUCCUUCAGCAUAUUCGCAGAGGAGUCCAACCCGAAUCAGCUGUUGGCUCACCUCGGCCGCAUGGCUGUGGAAUUUCACCAUCUUUCCUCUAAGGUCCAAAAGAAUGAACAGAGGACGUCCCUCCUACAGACUCUCUGUGAGCAGCUCAGACAGGAGAACAAUGAGCUGCGAAAGAAAAUGGAAGAGGACCAUCAUAUUAGGAAUCGAGACUUGGAGCAGCUGAGACAGGAGAACCAGAAACUCAAGGAGCUUGUCACAGGAGGAGCAGCAGUGACAGCAGCAGCAGCAGCAGCAGCAACAGCGUCAUCUGCCGCAACAUCUGAUACCGAAGCUCCAGAGGCCAAAGAGGAGCCAGUGAAGGAAGAAUCAGCAGCUGUACGACCUAAGAUGGAGGCCACCACACCACAGAAGAGUGGAAAAUCUGCAGAGAAAACCCCAACUAAACCUUGUGAUGUUGAGGUGUAUGAAAAGAAGAUCAAGCUUUUGGAGAAGCAGAGAAAGGAUGUACUGGAGGUGAACAAGCAGUGGGACAUUCAGUGGAACUCCAUGAAGUCACAGUUUGAACAGAAGAUCACAGAUCUCAGACAACGACUAGCUGAGUCCCAGAAAACUGUGCUCGAGCUGGAGGCAGAGCGAGAGCAGAGGCAGCGUGACUAUGACAAGAAGCUGCUACUUGCCAAAUCCAAGAUUGAAAAUGUACAGGGGGAAAAGGAGUGUCUCAACUCUGAGACCACUGAGCUAAAGCAGAAGAUUCGCUACCUGCAGGAUCAGCUGCUUCCCCUCAGCAAACAGAGGGAGUACCAGGAGAAGGAGAUCCAGCGCCUCAAUAGGGCUUUAGAGGAAGCCUUAAACCUGCACUCUCCUUCAUCCUCUCAACAACCACCUGGUCAGGGCAACUUUGCAGAUGCUGCCAAUAAUUUGAAGAAGCAGGAAUUGCUCACUCAAAUUGCUGUACUUAAAGAACAGGUGAAGAUCUUUGAAGAAGACUUCAGGAAAGAGAGGAGUGACAGAGAGCGAAUGAAUGAGGAAAAAGAGGAUCUGAGGCGACAAGUUGAGCGACUCCAGGGUCAGAUUACUAAUUUGACCAAUCAGCUUCAUCAGGCACAGAAUGAGUGUCAGAGAGAACGCACUGAGAGGUGUAAGCUGGAGAGGCUGCAGAUGCAUCAUAAACAGGGGCAGCAGCAGGAAAGACGUACUUCAGACCCCACGUCAGGCUCAGUGAACGGCCCGUUGAGUCCUCCCUACUGUGGUCCCUUUGUGCAGGUGGGACCGCAGGGCCUUGAGGGCUGGCCCAUACACUUCACUCCCCGGAUGCCCAAUGCAGCAGGCGCCACAGCCACAGCAGCACCGCCCCCUGUACGAGACUUCCAGCCUGUUACCCCGGGUUUUCCUUGGCAGUCAUCAUUCCCACAGCCCAGAGGGGCCAGAGCAGUUGGGGAAAGUUCAAGACCACCACCAGAGAAUGCAGAUCAGUCUGCUGCAGCAACAGCAGCAGCAGCCACUGCAGCAGCAGCGGCAGCUGCAGCAGCAGGUGGAGGUGGUGGUGGUGGAGGAGGAGGAGGAGGAGGAGGAUUUGGAAAACGGGAGAGACAAAACAUUGACCCUGGAAAGCACUAAAGCAUCACCGUACCCACCUAAACAAGUCUGGGUAGUAGCAUGAAACCAGUUUGUCUUUGAGUUGACAAGGUGUGAUUUGAUCUAUAAUUUUCCUACUGAACUGUAGAUAUCCAAUUGUAAUGUUGUUUAUACCAGCGUUUUAUAAGGCUAUUUGUGAAACACUUCGCUAUUCUGAAUGAAAUUUUAUUUAGAUUAUUAUUUUUUUUUUUUCAGGAUCUGAAGUCAUUUGUUAAAUAGGUUGAAUAAUUGUGAUCGUCUCUCUGCAAAUAUGUAACAACUUGACACUUAGUUUGUUACAUAGGAAGCCAUUCCCCAAUAUGACUAAGACUAUACAUACUUAUUCCAAUGCUGAAUGAUUAUAUAGGUACAUUAAAUCAGAAAAUUUAAUGUGAAUGUUAAAAUGAUUUAUGAAAAUCUCUCCAGUACCAUCAAUGUUAUAGAACUGUCCCAUAUGUGUAACUGUUCAAAAGUGGUUGUUGAAAUACGAAAAUUUGGGGGAAAUUCAUUUUGAUUUUAUCAUACCAAAAAACAUGAUUGUGAUUAUUGAUAAUUUAUUUAUAACUGUUUUGAUAGUUGCAUUGACUAAGUGUAAAUCAUUGUCUUUAGUAAUGCUGUUCUUUCUAUGUUAGUGUAAUCCCAAUAUAUUGUAGCUAUUAACAUUGUAUGUUUGUAUCGGACACAAUACACAAUGCACAAUACAUACAUAACCUUUUUUUUCUCCAUGACAAUGGACCUAAUCUCAUUAAACACAACACUUGUACUUUACCACAUUUGAUUUGAUCGCUCAUUCUCAUUUUGCUACUCUCUGUAUUGUUACCCAUGCUUUAGUCCCUGCACACAGCGUCUAGGUUACAGAAUGAAACCCUUUAGGCAGGAGAGUUUGCCAACUUCAACUAAUUUAGUUUAAGAAAUGGAAAUCAUAAAUACUGCUUAAACAAGAUAAAUAUUUGCACAAGUACCUCAAGGCUAUGGAUCCAGUUUUUCAGAAAGCACCUUCCACCAUGUUGUCUGGCUUUUCUCUGUGUGGACAGAGUGUUAGGGUAAGAGCACACACGGGAGCUAGAUAGUGACAGUGUUUAAAGGGAUACAUUUGAAGUCUCAAAUCCAGCCACUUCCUCAAAUGAAGACCCAUUAAGAUUUCCUUAAAAAGCAAUGUGUUCUGAUACAGGGGUUCAAAAUGUGUCUAAAUAAAUUUAGAAAACCAAUUGAAACUAAUUACAGGUAACAUUCUGAUAGGUGAGCCCCAACACGAGCUGUUAGCAAAACUGUACCUUGAAGAUUCCCCUUUUUUGCUGUUGGCAAAAGCACAUGUGAAACUUUUGUAUUUGACUGGCUUAAUAAAUUUAUUCCAAGUGUC
This is a messenger RNA of Solea senegalensis (Senegalese sole), 3625 nucleotides long. RefSeq names its product TNFAIP3 interacting protein 1 (gene tnip1). NCBI's taxonomy places the organism in Eukaryota, Metazoa, Chordata, Actinopteri, Pleuronectiformes, Soleidae. Gene Ontology annotation, biological process: negative regulation of canonical NF-kappaB signal transduction; regulation of transcription by RNA polymerase II; cellular response to lipopolysaccharide. The coding region runs from base 115 to 2268 and encodes 717 amino acids. The transcript is spliced from 18 exons. The record is from RefSeq and is a predicted model, not a curated record.